AUGGGCGCGGGGGUGCUCGCCCUGGGCGCCUCCGAGCCCUGCAACCUGUCGUCCACCGCGCCGCUCCCCGACGGUGCGGCCACUGCGGCGCGGCUGCUGGUGCCCGCCUCGCCGCCCGCCUCCCUGCUGCCCCCGACCAGCGAGGGUUCCGAGCCGCUGUCGCCACAGUGGACGGCCGGCAUGGGCCUGCUGAUGGUCCUCAUCGUGCUGCUCAUCGUGGCGGGCAACGUGCUGGUGAUCGUGGCCAUCGCUAAGACGCCGCGACUGCAGACGCUCACCAACCUCUUCAUCAUGUCCCUGGCCAGCGCUGACCUGGUCAUGGGGCUCCUCGUGGUGCCGUUCGGGGCCACCAUAGUGGUGUGGGGUCGCUGGGAGUACGGUUCCUUCUUCUGCGAGCUCUGGACCUCAGUGGACGUGCUAUGUGUGACGGCCAGCAUUGAGACCCUAUGUGUCAUCGCCCUGGACCGCUACCUCGCCAUCACCUCGCCCUUCCGCUACCAGAGCCUGCUGACACGCGCACGAGCGCGGGUCCUCGUGUGCACCGUGUGGGCCAUCUCGGCCCUAGUGUCCUUCCUGCCCAUUCUCAUGCACUGGUGGCGGGCUGAGGGUGACGAGGCGCGCCGCUGCUACAACGAUCCCAAGUGCUGCGAUUUCGUCACCAACCGGGCCUACGCCAUCGCCUCGUCCGUCGUCUCCUUCUAUGUGCCCCUGUGCAUCAUGGCCUUCGUGUACCUGCGGGUGUUCCGCGAGGCCCAGAAGCAAGUGAAGAAGAUCGACAGCUGCGAGCGCCGCUUCCUCGGCGGCCCAGGGAGACCGCCCUCGCCCGUACCCUCGCCCACGCCCGGGUCCCCGCGCGCCGCCACCGACCCGCUGGCCAACGGGCGCACCAGCAAGCGGCGGCCCUCGCGCCUCGUGGCCCUGCGCGAGCAGAAGGCGCUGAAGACGCUGGGCAUCAUCAUGGGCGUGUUCACGCUCUGCUGGCUGCCCUUCUUCCUGGCCAACGUGGUCAAGGCCUUCCACCGCGACCUGGUGCCCGACCGCCUCUUCGUCUUCUUCAACUGGCUGGGCUACGCCAACUCGGCCUUCAACCCCAUCAUCUACUGCCGCAGCCCCGACUUCCGCAAGGCCUUCCAGCGCCUGCUCUGCUGCGCGCGCAGGGCUGCCCGCAGGCGCCACACGGCCCACGGCGGCCGCCCGCGCGCCUCCGGCUGCCUGGCGCGCUCGGGGCCGCCGCCGUCGCCCGGGGCCGCCUCGGACGAGGACGAAGACGCCGUCGGGGCCGCGCCGCCCGCGCGCCUGCUGGAGCCCUGGGCCGGCUGCAACGGCGGGGCGGCGACCGCGGACAGCGACUGGAGCCUGGACGAGCCGGGCCGCGCGGGCUUCGCUUCGGAGUCCAAGGUGUAA
Messenger RNA from Cavia porcellus (domestic guinea pig), 1404 nucleotides. RefSeq names its product adrenoceptor beta 1 (gene Adrb1). Gene Ontology annotation, biological process: adenylate cyclase-activating adrenergic receptor signaling pathway; positive regulation of heart rate by epinephrine-norepinephrine; norepinephrine-epinephrine-mediated vasodilation involved in regulation of systemic arterial blood pressure. NCBI's taxonomy places the organism in Eukaryota, Metazoa, Chordata, Mammalia, Rodentia, Caviidae. The record is from RefSeq and is marked provisional. Gene Ontology annotation, cellular component: plasma membrane. Gene Ontology annotation, molecular function: beta1-adrenergic receptor activity. The transcript has a single exon. The coding region runs from base 1 to 1404 and encodes 467 amino acids.